Messenger RNA from Pungitius pungitius (ninespine stickleback), 3520 nucleotides. It is a transcript of the gene mapk14b, whose product is annotated as mitogen-activated protein kinase 14b. The transcript is spliced from 12 exons. Gene Ontology annotation, biological process: intracellular signal transduction; protein phosphorylation. Gene Ontology annotation, molecular function: ATP binding; MAP kinase activity. The coding region runs from base 339 to 1424 and encodes 361 amino acids. Gene Ontology annotation, cellular component: cytoplasm; nucleus. The record is from RefSeq and is a predicted model, not a curated record. Lineage: Eukaryota; Metazoa; Chordata; Actinopteri; Perciformes; Gasterosteidae.
GACGUGCGCGGUCCCGUUUCCGCGCGACCCGCAAUACUAGAGAACUGAACAAAAAAUUCUGUGAAAGCUAGUCCGGGCUGCUUCCUGACCCGAGCGCGUCCUGUAGAGGAAGUUCACUCCAAGCGCCCCGCACGCGCAGAGCUGGGGGAUUUUAUUUUUUUUGCACAAUUGCAACGAAUUUGCACGACUGGGCGUCCGAAGUUUUGUUGAGCGAUUGAGGAGGAGGUAGUUUCUCGGGGACCACCACUCCACGUCGUGCCGCACGGGGUGGAGAGGAGACAGGGCAGAAGUUUCCGCUGGUUUGUUUUGUCGCUACGCGGCUGGUAAAUCCUGCAGGAAUGUCGCAGAAGGAGAGACCCACUUUCUACCGCCAGGAGCUCAACAAAACCGCGUGGGAGGUCCCGGAGCGCUACCAGAACUUAUCUCCCGUGGGCUCCGGCGCGUACGGAUCCGUAUGCUCGGUGUACGACGUGAAGACGGGCCUGAAGAUAGCGGUGAAGAAGUUGUCCAGGCCCUUCCAGUCCAUCAUCCACGCAAAGAGAACCUACAGAGAGCUGCGGCUGCUCAAACACAUGAAGCACGAGAAUGUGAUUGGUCUAUUGGACGUUUUCUCACCAGCAACAAGCUUGGAGGAGUUCAAUGAUGUGUACUUGGUGACCCACCUAAUGGGAGCAGACCUCAACAAUAUCGUCAAGUGUCAAAAGCUGACCGAUGACCACGUCCAGUUCCUCAUCUACCAGAUUCUCAGAGGCUUAAAGUACAUCCAUUCUGCAGAUAUCAUCCACAGAGACUUGAAGCCCAGUAAUCUGGCCGUAAAUGAAGACUGUGAGCUCAAGAUCCUGGACUUUGGUUUGGCGCGGCACACAGACGACGAGAUGACGGGCUACGUAGCCACCCGGUGGUACCGCGCCCCGGAGAUCAUGCUCAACUGGAUGCACUACAACAUGACAGUCGAUAUCUGGUCAGUGGGCUGCAUCAUGGCUGAACUACUUACUGGACAGACGCUCUUCCCCGGCACCGACCACAUUGAUCAAUUGAAGCUUAUAAUGAUGCUCAUCGGAACCCCAGGGCCCGAGCUCUUGAUGAAAAUCUCUUCAGAGUCUGCGAGGAAUUACAUCAACUCACUCCCCCACAUGCCCAAGAGGAACUUUGCUGAUGUGUUUAUUGGCGCUAACCCUCUCGCGGUGGACCUGCUGGAGAAAAUGUUGGUGCUGGACACAGACAAACGUAUCACGGCGUCCGAGGCUCUGGCCCACCCGUACUUUGCCCAGUACCACGACCCGGACGACGAGCCCGAAGCAGAGCCGUACGACCAGAGCUUCGAAAGCCGCGAACUGGAAAUCGAAGAGUGGAAGAGGUUAACCUACGAGGAGGUAAUCAGUUUCGAGGCGCCGUCGUUCGAUGGUGACGAGAUGGAAUCUUGAAGAGGACUCGGCUCCUUUUCUUCCCUCUUUUUGUUUUCUAAGAAACUUACAGGACUAUCAGUCUCUUGUGACUAUCCACCACUUUCUCCACGCACGCACGCACGCACGCACACACACACACACACACAAGACAUUCAAGUGCCUGCCGUCAUUCAUCUCCAGGGGACGUUGUUGUAUCAGGGCUAAAACUUGACAUCCUCUCUUUUUCUGUCCCUAAAUAUUGCUGUUUUUGUUACCAUGCAUCCCAAAGCGCGGAGGCAGACUUUAAAUUCUCACUUUAUCAUUUUUGUGAGUUUUUACCUCAAACAUUUAUUGUUUGUAUUGAUCCCUUUGAUUCCGAAAACUAGAAACAAUGUCAGUAUCUCGGAGAAACGUAACUCCUCACGUAUUUUAUGAAAAUGUACCACUUAGCAUUAAUUAACAUUAGGAUUAAAGUUCGAUAGAAACGUGUCACACUGCGGUUUAGUUGUGUAUCUUUCCUCAAAAUAUUGAUAUAUAAAUGAAAUGGUAUUUUGGUGCAUAGAGCUGUGUAGAUAUGACAAACAGUAUUUGUACAUAAGUGUUUCAGUCAAACUAAUAGCGCUUUUUGUGUAAAAGUCAUAAUUACUGAGCCAAGUCUCAGCCAACUCCUUUGACAGUACAAAAUUGUAUUACUAGAAUGUAGCCUAAAAUGGUAUAUAAAAAGAAACAUUAUGUAAUUUAAUACAAGUAUGUGUAUGAUAGGCUAAAAUGUUAAACAUUUACUUCCUCGCGGCAAACGAGGGUCUUCAUAUUCCUCAUCGUUAGAUUUGAAGGUUUACAGUGUCCUUUAACCAGAAUAGGAGUUCAGAGAGGAUGUAGACUUGACUUAAGAGUCAAUUUCUCGUACUUAACAUUUGUUUUACCAGUUCUAUCCUGUUGUUUCAGAAGAAUGUUACCGUCCCCAUUAUCACAACUUACACCUCUGCAUGAUAUAGUCAGAUUAAUGUUUUUUGCAAUCUGAUGUUUCCCACCACAACUGACAAUGUAUUUUUAUCAUAAUGCAUUUAUAGAAUACAGUACUAUUAAAUGUUAUUGAAUGUUGGGGGCACCAGUCGGCCCUGUAUUUAUGAUCUUUUGUUAUGUUUGUAUAUCGAUGUAAAAGAGAAUAUUAUUUGGUAGAAUUUGAGGUUAUUUUUAUUAUUUAUGGAAAGCUUACUGUAUCAGAAACCAAAUGUACCAUCAAUAAUCUCAAACGUCGGUUUAGCUGUGGCGACUGCAGUUACAGCUUGUCUAUGGGAGCCAACAAUAUUAUUAAAAUGUUGUGCACAACUAUAUAGUUUAUAUCAGUUUGAUCAACUGCUCGUGUUGGAGUGGCUUCUGUUCAUUUUCUCCUUUUUAGUUAAAAGCAGUUCUUAAACUUUUGUAUAACUUAUUUUGUUCACUGAGGUACUUCCCUCCAAAAGAAUUCUAUUUUGAAAAAUGAGAUUAAAAUUUGAUUAAAAACAAUCAAAGCAAGAUAUGUAUUUCGACUACAUGACCAUUUCAUGUUGACAUGCAAACCCCUAAACCGCAGACUCCUUUUUCUGAAUUGUACUACGAACCUUUGAAAUGUUCUUUGUAAACUACUGUGGGGGUCAGAUGACCUUGUGACAUACUAGCUACAUCCACAGAUGCUAAUGUCAAACAAACAUCAGUCCCUUCAGUUUAAUUUGCAACAGCCUGUUUUCAUAUAGUGCUUUUUUAUGUACUUUAUUCUUUGUGUUAAAUUGCGAUUUGAUAUUAUUUGGUGAUUCUUGUAAUAUUGACUGUUUAUUGAGUAAUGCUAGAAAUAUGUUUGGCAUUCAUUUGAAUAAUUUAGCAGGGCACAUGUUUGCGGGAAGAAGUGUACGUUUACUCACUAGAUGCUGAACCCUUGUUCUUUGUAGUUUUAAAACAACUGCAUACAUUCAAAAGGAUAUUCAUCUUUUUACAUAUCUAAAUGUCCAUAGUUCAUUUAGUAAUUGGUUUAUCUUUUCUUUUCCCACGAUGUGUUCAUAUGUUGUUGUUUUUGUAAUUUUCCAAUGUAUCAAGACAGCACGCCACACCACCUGUAAAUACCACCAUUAGAAAAUAAAGGCUACUAUUUUUCAAACCGG